Molecule: messenger RNA, 3707 nt
Organism: Melospiza georgiana
Lineage: Eukaryota; Metazoa; Chordata; Aves; Passeriformes; Passerellidae
Gene: KSR2
Product: kinase suppressor of ras 2
Exons: 21
Coding region: 7-2928 (973 amino acids)
Biological process (GO): protein phosphorylation
Molecular function (GO): ATP binding; protein kinase activity
Source: RefSeq, a predicted model, not a curated record
CGAGCGAUGGAUGAGGACAACAUGACGAGGAGCGAGGAGCAGGAGCUGAGUCUGCAGAAGGCGCUGCAGCAGUGCGAGCUGGUCCAGAACAUGAUCGACAUCAGCAUCUCCAACCUGGAGGGGCUCCGCACCAAGUGCGCCGCCUCCAACGACCUCACGCAGAAGGAGAUCCGCACCCUGGAGAGCAAACUGGUGAAGUAUUUCAGCCGGCAGCUGUCCUGCAAGAGGAAGGUGGCCCUGCAGGAGCGCAAUGCCAAACUGGAGGGGUUCCCCCAGCUCCUGCACUGGUUCCGCAUCGUCGACAUCCGCAAGGAGGUGAUGGAGGAGAUCGCCCCGGGGCAGCUCAGCCUGGAGGAUCUGCUGGACAUGACCGAUGACCAGGUCUGUGCCACCGUGGAGAAGUUUGGGGCCAACAGCGAGGAGUGUGCCAGGCUGAACGCGUCCCUGUCCUGCCUGCGCAGCGUCCACAAGUCCGGCGGGAGCCUCUCCAAGCAGGACUGGACCAUCCAGUGGCCGAGCACGGAGCCGGGCAAGGAGAACAGCCCGGGCUGCCCCAGCGCGGAUCCAGGACCCUGGGGCAGGACGCACCCGAGCCCCAAGAUGCCCCCCAAGUGCGGGCAGCACCACUGCCACGCCGCCUCGUCCCACGGCCCCAUGUACACGCACGUGGACCGCCUGACCGUGGAGGGCCACCCGGGGCUGUGCCCGCCGCUCGAGUCCGGGCACCGCUCGCUGCCGCCGUCCCCACGGCAGCGCCACGCCGCGCACACGCCGCCGCGCACCCCCAACAUCGUCACCACCAUGACCCCGCCGGGGACGCCCCCCGUGCGCCACAGGAACAAACUGAAGCCCCCCGGCACGCCGCCGCCCUCGUCGCGCAAACUGAUCCACCUCAUCCCGGGCUUCACGGCGCUGCACCGCAGCAAAUCGCACGAGUUCCAGCUGGGGCACCGCGUGGAUGAGGCGCACACACCCAAAGUCAAGAAGAAGAACAAGCCCCUGAACCUCAAGAUCCACAACAGCGUGGGCAGCUGUGAGAACAUCCCGGCCCAGCGCUCCCCGCUGCUCUCCGAGCGCUCCCUGCGCUCCUUCUUCGUGGGCUACCCGCCCUUCCUGCCCUCCACGCCGCCCGUGCACACCGACGCCACCUUCUCUGCGAAUACGCUGUCAGUGCCUCGCUGGUCCCCGCAGAUCCCUCGGCGGGAUUUAGGAAACUCCAUAAAACACAGGUUUUCCACCAAGUACUGGAUGUCUCAGACCUGCACCGUCUGCGGGAAGGGAAUGUUGUUCGGCUUAAAAUGCAAAAACUGCAAGCUCAAGUGCCACAACAAAUGCACCAAAGAGGCGCCCCCGUGUCACCUGCUGAUCAUCCACCGCGGAGGGAGACGAGCCGGUCGGGGCGAGGCAGAUUUGCAUUGCAAACCACUUCCACCCACCCUCCCCCUGCCUCCUUUUCUUUUCAGAUUCCCCACCGCACGGGCGAGGUUAGUCCGGACAGAGUCGGUGCCCUGCGACAUCAACAACCCCCUGAGGAAGCCCCCGCGCUACUCGGACCUGCACGUCAGCCAAACGCUGCCCAAAACCAACAAGCUCAACAAGGACCACAUCCCAGUGCCCUACCAGCCAGAUUCCAGCAGCAACCCCUCGUCCACCACGUCGUCCACGCCGUCCUCGCCAGCGCCACCGCUGCCGCCCAGCGCCACCCCGCCGUCCCCGCUGCACCCGUCCCCGCAGUGCCCACGCCAGCAGAAGCAGUUCAACCUGCCAGCCUCCCAUUACUACAAGUACAAGCAGCAGUUCAUUUUCCCAGAUGUGGUGCCUGAGACGCCGACCCGAGCCCCACAGGUCGUCCUGCACCCCGUCACCUCCAACCCCAUCCUGGAAGGAAACCCAUUGCUUCAAAUUGAAGUGGAGCCCACCUCGGAGAACGAGGAAGGCGCCGAGGAGGUGCAGGAGUCGGAGGACGACUUUGAGGAGAUGAACCUGUCGCUGCUCUCGGCCCGCAACUUCCCGCGCAAGGCCAGCCAGACCAGCAUCUUCCUGCAGGAGUGGGACAUCCCCUUCGAGCAGCUGGAGAUCGGCGAGCUCAUCGGCAAGGGCCGCUUCGGGCAGGUGUUCCACGGGCGCUGGCACGGCGAGGUGGCCAUCCGCCUCAUCGACAUCGAGCGCGACAACGAGGACCAGCUCAAGGCCUUCAAGAGGGAGGUCAUGGCCUACCGCCAGACCCGGCACGAGAACGUGGUGCUCUUCAUGGGGGCCUGCAUGAGCCCUCCCCACCUCGCCAUCAUCACCAGCCUGUGUAAAGGACGGACUCUCUACUCCGUGGUGAGGGACGCCAAAAUUGUCCUGGAUGUCAACAAGACGAGGCAGAUAGCACAAGAAAUCGUGAAGGGAAUGGGAUACCUGCAUGCCAAGGGCAUCCUCCACAAGGAUCUCAAAUCCAAGAAUGUCUUCUACGACAAUGGGAAGGUGGUGAUCACCGACUUCGGGCUCUUCAGCAUCUCCGGGGUUCUCCAGGCGGGCAGGAGGGAGAACAAGCUGCGCAUCCAGAACGGCUGGCUGUGCCACCUGGCCCCCGAGAUCAUCCGGCAGCUCUCGCCCGACACCGAGGAGGACAAGCUGCCCUUCUCCAAGCACUCGGACGUCUUUGCACUGGGCACCAUCUGGUACGAGCUGCACGCCCGGGAAUGGCCCUUCAAGACGCAGCCAGCGGAGGCGAUCAUCUGGCAGGUGGGGAGAGGGAUGAAGCCCAACCUCAGCCAGAUCGGGAUGGGCAAGGAGAUCUCGGACAUCCUGCUGUUCUGCUGGGCCUACGAGCAGGAGGAGAGGCCCACCUUCACCAAGCUCAUGGACAUGCUGGAGAAACUGCCAAAGCGCAACCGCCGCCUUUCCCACCCGGGGCACUUCUGGAAGUCGGCUGAGCUGUGACGGGAGGAGUUGUGGGACGGUGCCUUCCUCCCCCAGCGGGUCUCCUCUUCCUCUCCGCUUCGCACCCUGCGCUACGGACGAGCAGCGGGGCCGACAGCGAGCCGGGACCGGGACCGGGAUCGGGAUCUUCUCCCUCGGCGUUUCUGCAUCCCGAGAAUCCUCCGGGAGCCGGAGCAGCCCCGGCUGCGGUGGGAUGGGGACAGCGGGCGGCUCUCCGUGCCCAGCCGGUGGCUCUGGGGACAGAAGGACAGAACCCCGACCCACAGGACAAUGACUUCAGUUUAUCCCCCCAGGGCUCCUCUGAUCCCCAUCCAGCGCUCACGACGAUGCCCGGCUGGGGAGGGCUCGUUCUCGGCUCUCUGCGGGUUUCUUUAAUUCCCUUUAUUUAUUUCUUUGCGGUUUUGUCAUGAAAGAAGGGGGAACGUCGCUGAUUCAUGAGUUUGUGCCCGGAUCCUGCGGGGCCAGGGAGUGCCGCUGCCAUUAGCCGCUCCCCGCGGGGAAAUGCAUCUGUCCCGCUGCCCCCGCAGCCCCUCCGUGGGCAGCGCUGACCUUUCACAAGUGGCUUCUCUCCCUCUUACGUGUCCCCCGCGGGUCUCCCUGCCAGCGGGACACGGCUCCGCGUUCCCGGUAAUUUAUCAGUCUCCUCAUCCCCGUUAAUUUAUCCCGUUAAUUCAUCAGCCGGCCCUGCCCCCUCACUCUCCAUCCCUUCUCCCGCUCCUUCCUUUGCUCCUCGAUCCCCGAAUCCGAGGUUUGGGGCUGCUCUGGUGUCACGGUGUUCA